Messenger RNA from Cavenderia fasciculata, 2370 nucleotides. RefSeq names its product WD40 repeat-containing protein (gene strn). NCBI's taxonomy places the organism in Eukaryota, Evosea, Eumycetozoa, Acytosteliales, Cavenderiaceae. Bases 1 to 2370 code for a protein of 789 amino acids. The record is from RefSeq and is a predicted model, not a curated record. The transcript is spliced from 4 exons. Gene Ontology annotation, molecular function: protein binding.
AUGAAUUAUUCAUCAAAUGAUUCAAAUGGUUUUCAACAACCAAUGGUCCACGGACCAGAGUACACAAUGCCAAAGAUAUUGGACUAUCUACAGACAGAAUGGUAUAAAUAUGAAGUAGAUAGAUCUCAUUGGGUUAGUGAGAAAUCUGAUUUAAUCUUGGAAUCUGAAAGAAAGACACAAGAAUCAAUCAAGAAUGAUUUAUUUAGACGAGUUAGAAUGUUAGAGUAUGCUCUACAUCAAGAGAGAUUAAAGAACAAUCAAACCUAUCGAGACCAAUACAAAGAUAACAAACAGCAACAACAACAAACCAUCGAAAAAUCAGAACAAUUAACAACUACUCUAAAGAGUCAAUCACAAAGUAAUCUAACGAGAGAUAGAAUCAGAAAAUAUCUAAAAUCAAUGGAUAUCAAUGACUUUAUUGUUAGUAAACCUCAUAGUAAUGCCAACAACAAUACUGGUAAUGGAAUAGAGUAUAAUAAUGGAAUUCAUAGUAAUACAUCUCAUCAACAACAACAAGUUGAUGAAGAAGAUGAAGGACCAACAACUGCUAUAAUGGAUGUAUCUGCGUUAAAGAAACUACAAGCAUUACAUCAACAACAACAACAACAAGCAGAAUCAACAAAACAAAAAUUACUUGAAGAAGUUGGUCCAAAUGGUGGUGGUGGUGGACAUAUCAAUGGAGGAUUGGGAUUAGGAUUAGGAGGAAUACCAGAGUCAUUAUCAGACUUGGCAUCAUCAUUGGAUUCUCUAUCUAGUGAUAUUGCUGGAUCGAGUGUAGAGUCUUUGGAUCAAUUGGAAAGUCUAAGAAAUCAAUUCAACGACUCUUCCGAUAGUUUCAACAACGCAGCUGGAACCUCACCUGUUGAUUCAAAUGAAUCACUCUCUUCUUUACUUUCAAAGAAACAAUCAUCUUUUGAACAUCAACAACAAUCAUCAUCAUCAACAAUUGAUAAUAAUAGUGUAAUAGAUAAUAACAGUGUAAUUCAUAGUAGUAAUAAUAAUAACAAUAAUAAUCAAACAUCAAGUAAUAAUGAACCAUCAUAUGAUUCACUUAAUGAGGACUUUUUCAAUAAACUUUCAUCAAACUCAAAGGGUAGAAUGAAAAUCAAGGGAUUAAAUAAUAUUAAAUUUGGAAUGGAUGAGGAUUCAUCAUCAUCACAAGGAGGAUCACUUGGAGGAGGAUCUUCGACUGUAAAGAAAAAGGGUGGUACUCUGACACCGGUGGGCAGUCUUAGCAAGCGCACAGGCAAGAGCUUGUCGCAGUUUGGCGCACAGGAUUUAAGCGAUCUCAAGUUGGACGAUAGUAGCAUUGGCAGUGGAGGAGGUAUGAUGCGUGGAGGCAGUGGCAUUUUCAGCUCUAGCACGGGUAUGGCCGACUCUUCUCGCACCUGGAGAUUCAGAUACACUUUGAAAUCACAUUUGGAUGGCGUGCGAUCGAUCUCAUUUGACAGCGACAAUCUCCUCGUCAGUGGGUCUGAGGAUCAUACGGUAAAGGUAUGGAAUCUGCAGCAGUUGGUACCCACCACCAAAAAGGCAUCGACUGUUGAGGUGGAACCAAUCUGCACGAUGCGUGGACAUCAAGGCCCGGUGUUUACCGUUGCAUUGGCCGACAAGUACAUCUACUCUGGUGGCUCAGACUGCAUCAUCAAGCAGUGGGCAAUGCCCGCACCCGACGCUGACCCCUAUCACGGAUAUGGAACCGUGUCCCCACACUUGCGUGGUGAUCUUGUCGGUCACACUGACGCUGUCUGGCAUGUCAUCACUACCCCUGGUGGGUCAGGACGUGUCAUCUCGGCAUCGGCCGACGGCACUAUACGUGUAUGGGACAAUAACCGCGAAGUACGUCGCUUCACCACCGAGACACGCGGUGUCGUUCCCACGAGCAUAUCCGUGUCCGAGUCGGAACCCAACCACCUCUUUAUCGGCUACAGCGACAGUGCAUUGAGCGAGAUUGAUAUUGAAGCCGGACACAUUGUGCGUCAGUACAAGACGGGCAACACAUUUGCCAGCGCUGGCGACGAGCAGAUCAACAAGGUCCUCGCACAUCCCUUCCUCCCACUGGCCAUCACCGGUACCGAAGACAAAAAGAUUGAGUUUUGGGACACUGCCAGUGGAGAGAUUGUCCAUUCGAUGGUUGCACACUCUGACGCCAUUACAUCGCUGGCUAUCGACCCUUCAGGACUGUACUUGGCCAGUAGUUCACAUGAUCCCUCUGUACGUUUCUGGGAUAUUGCAAGCAAAACCUGUUUGCAGGAUCUUAAUUCACAUCGACCUAAAUACGACGAAUCUACUCAUUCUAUAGCUUAUCAUCCAACCAAAGGUUAUUUUGCAUCAAGUGGUGCUGAUUCUGUCAUUAGAAUACAUCAAUAA